Molecule: messenger RNA, 2137 nt
Organism: Mytilinidion resinicola
Lineage: Eukaryota; Fungi; Ascomycota; Dothideomycetes; Mytilinidiales; Mytilinidiaceae
Product: succinate dehydrogenase subunit A
Exons: 4
Coding region: 32-1975 (647 amino acids)
Biological process (GO): tricarboxylic acid cycle; mitochondrial electron transport, succinate to ubiquinone
Molecular function (GO): flavin adenine dinucleotide binding; succinate dehydrogenase (quinone) activity; electron transfer activity
Source: RefSeq, a predicted model, not a curated record
GCCGCACCUCUCCACUCUACCGUCGCCCAUCAUGAGUUGCCUCCGAUCGAGGCGCCUCCAGCUUGCGAGCCAGCUCUCCAAAAGCCUCAGGACUCCCUCGCGAGCCUUCUCCUCGACCAGACCCGCCGCCCGCAUCUUUGCCUCCGACCCUUUGAGGGCGAAGGAAGCCUCGCCAUUCCUCAGCCAAAAGUACCCUGUGAUAGACCACGAGUAUGAUGCAAUCGUUGUCGGAGCUGGCGGCUCGGGUCUACGCGCUGCCUUCGGUUUGGCGGAAGCUGGAUUCAACACUGCCUGUAUAUCGAAGCUUUUCCCUACGCGGUCUCACACUGUAGCUGCACAGGGAGGUAUCAAUGCUGCGCUUGGAAACAUGCACGAGGACGACUGGCGAUGGCACAUGUACGAUACGGUUAAGGGUUCGGACUGGCUAGGUGACCAGGAUGCUAUCCACUACAUGACAAGAGAAGCACCUCAGAGUGUCAUCGAACUCGAAAACUACGGCUGCCCAUUCUCGAGAACAGAUGACGGAAGGAUCUACCAGCGAGCUUUCGGUGGUCAAUCUCAGAAGUUUGGCAAAGGCGGACAGGCAUACCGAUGCUGUGCUGCCGCUGACAGGACUGGCCACGCUCUUCUUCACACCCUUUACGGCCAAUCGCUGCGACACAACACCAAAUACUUCAUUGAAUUCUUUGCUACUGACUUGAUAAUGGAGGAUGGCGUCUGCAAGGGUGUCAUUGCCUACAACCAAGAAGAUGGUACUCUGCACAGGUUCCUAGCUAAGAACACCGUUCUUGCCACCGGCGGCUACGGGCGAACAUACUUCAGCUGUACGUCUGCUCACACAUGUACCGGUGACGGAAUGGCAAUGGUUGCCCGUGCAGGUCUCCCUAACCAGGAUCUGGAGUUCGUCCAAUUCCACCCCACAGGUAUCUACGGAGCAGGAUGUUUGAUUACGGAAGGAUCUCGAGGAGAGGGCGGAUAUCUGCUCAACUCCGAGGGUGAGCGAUUCAUGGAACGUUAUGCCCCAACUGCAAAGGAUCUGGCUUCCCGUGACGUCGUCUCUCGGUCAAUGACAUUGGAGAUCCGCGAAGGCCGUGGUGUCGGACCAGACAAGGACCAUAUCUACCUUCAACUCAGCCAUCUUCCCCCGGAAGUCCUCCAUGACCGUCUCCCAGGUAUCUCGGAAACCGCCGCUAUCUUCUCGGGUGUCGACGUUACCAAGCAACCCAUUCCCGUCCUACCGACCGUCCACUAUAACAUGGGCGGUAUUCCCACAAAGUACACCGGCGAGGUUCUAACUGUCACCGAAGACGGCAAGGACCAAGUCGUCCCCGGCCUCUUCGCCUGCGGUGAGGCCGCCUGUGUCUCUGUCCACGGCGCCAACCGUCUCGGCGCCAACUCCCUCCUCGAUCUCAUCGUCUUCGGCCGCGCCGUUAGCCACACCAUCCGCGACAACUUCACGCCCGGCCAGAAGCACGACCCCAUCGCCGCCGACGCCGGCGCCGACUCCAUCUCCGUCAUCGACCAGAUCCGCACCGCCGACGGGCCCAAGAGCACCGCCGAGAUCCGCCUCGCCAUGCAAAAGACUAUGCAAACCGACGUCUCCGUUUUCCGCACGCAGGAAUCCCUCGAGGAGGGCGUCCGCAAGAUCCACGAGGUUGACAAGACCUUCGCCGACGUCGGCACCAAGGACCGCAGCAUGAUCUGGAACUCGGACCUCGUCGAGACGCUCGAGCUACGCAACCUGCUCACUUGCGCUGUGCAGACCGCGGAGAGCGCUGUGAACCGCAAGGAGUCGCGUGGUGCGCACGCGCGUGAGGACUACCCGGACCGUGAUGACGAGAACUGGAUGAAGCACACGCUGAGUUGGCAGAAGAAACCACAUGGGGAUGUCAAGCUCGGGUACCGGGCUGUGGUGGCGACGACGCUGGAUGAGAACGAGUGUAAGGCAGUCCCGCCUUUCAAGCGAGUUUAUUAGGCCCCGUGUUGAAUUCGAAUGUGUGCGGUUCGCGAAUUGUGUUCUCCUUGCAUCUGUACGUAUAAAGUUCGGCUGUCAGGCCUGUGGGAGGAGGCUAGAUUGGGUGGAUGGAUGUGCCACGACGUAGCGGAAUGCAAAAUAACCCAUUUUUUUGGUUUGAUA